Branchiostoma floridae (Florida lancelet) is the source of this 6877-nucleotide messenger RNA. RefSeq lists its product as uncharacterized. The transcript is spliced from 56 exons. The coding region runs from base 230 to 6130 and encodes 1966 amino acids. Gene Ontology annotation, cellular component: protein-containing complex; plasma membrane. The record is from RefSeq and is a predicted model, not a curated record. NCBI's taxonomy places the organism in Eukaryota, Metazoa, Chordata, Leptocardii, Amphioxiformes, Branchiostomatidae. Gene Ontology annotation, biological process: Notch signaling pathway; axon guidance; establishment or maintenance of epithelial cell apical/basal polarity. Gene Ontology annotation, molecular function: calcium ion binding; Notch binding.
CUACUGCGCUCACUCUUCCAUCACACACGCUGAAAGCUGGACGCUAGUCUAUCCGGCGCUCUGCUGCAUCCAGUUGUCACGGAUAGACGUUGGGUGCGGUGUUAGUGUCAGUCGUUGGAAGGUGGACACCUUUUCUCCUUACUACAGGGCAGUAGAGACGUUCGUUUUCGCGCGCUGAGACAAUUGCCGCAGUUUGGACAACUCACAGCCGUAGGGAGAAGUGACAGCGAUGGGGCUUCUAACACAAUUAGUGGUGAUUCUGGCCGCUGCCGUGGUCUGCGUCACUUCGGGACCAGUGCGAAGAGACCUGCAGGGUCAGGAUAUCUACAUUGAACAGAUCGAGGAUCUUCUCAAUGGCGUCCAGGACCAGGUGGCUAAAGAUGAGGGACAUAUCCAGGACCUCAGGGGAAACGAAGAAGACACUUUUGAUGUCAAUGAUGACCAGAUGUUCGAUGUAGCAGGAAUACCUGAAGCCAUUGAUGAAGAACAAAGUGAUUCUGAUAUCAACGAUGACCAGAUGUUCGAUGUACGGGGAGUGCUUGAAACCAUGGAUGAAGAAGAAAGUGAUUCUGAUGUCAACGAUGACCAGAUGAUCGAUGUAGCAGGAAUGCUUGAAGCCAUUGAUGAAGAAGAAAGUGAUUCUGACAGUAAGUACGCGAUUGACCAGGAGGUGUCCGGAGACAAAGUGACCGUACAUCUGACCAACCUAGAGGACCCUGAGGAGGGGGAGGAUCAGAGUCUCAGGGAACUUUCUGAUGACCAAUCCAUCUCCCUGCCAGAAUAUCUACCAAUCGUGUCUAUACCAGAGUCUUCUGGAGAACCUCAUGAACAAGUCAAAAAAGGCUGUUUGCUUCUUGGUACCUGCACUGGCUUGGCUCCACGUGCCGGUGACGACGAUUCUGCAAAACGAGGCGUUUACAUCCAGAUCGGUGCAGAUGGUGGGGCGACACCUGGCGGAAAGACUGGAACCGACGGCCAAGGAGCCAUCAACGUCAUCAACAACCAGAUCUCUGUGUACGGAGGACACGGGGACGACGGGUGCUGCCACAAGUGCUGCACAGCGCCACCAUGCGGCUGCAAAGGAAGCCCUGUCCCAGUCCCAGUUCCUGUACCGGUUCCUUCUGCUCCGAUAAAAGCUCAGCCAGAAAUUGACGACUGUUCUCCGAAUCCUUGUCAAAACGGUGCCGAGUGCAAGGACAUCGGGAACAAGUUCCAGUGCAUCUGUAAACUGGGCUUCACCGGGGACAGGUGUGAAACAAAUGUGGAUGACUGUAGCCAGAAUCCUUGUGAAAAUGGCGGGGUAUGCGAAGAUCAAGUCAACGGCUUCAAAUGUAUCUGUGCGAAGGGGUAUUCUGGCAACGUGUGUGAGCUAAACAUAGACGACUGCGCUGGAAAACCGUGUCAAAAUGGCGCCGAAUGUAGAGACAAGGUGGACGACUUCGAAUGUGUCUGUCCAAAGGGUUACGCCGGAGUCCUAUGCGAAACAAAUGUGGAUGACUGCGCCGCUAACCCAUGUCAAAACGAAGGCACAUGUAAAGACAUGGUGGACGGGUACCAGUGCGUCUGUAAGGUCGGAUUUGCUGGCAACAACUGCGAAUUAGAUGUUGACGACUGCAAGGACAACCCCUGCCAAAAUGGUGGCGAGUGUACAGACAAAGUGAACGGCUUCGAGUGUAUCUGUCCAAAGGGGUACUCUGGAAACCUCUGUGAACUCAACAUAGACGACUGCGCCGGAAAACCAUGUCAAAAUGGUGCCGAAUGUAGAGACAAGGUGGAUGGCUUCGAAUGUGUCUGUCCAAAGGGCUACGCCGGAGACCUCUGCGAAACGAAUGUUGAUGACUGCGCCGCUAACCCAUGUCAAAACAAAGGCACAUGUAAAGACAUGGUGGACGGGUACCAGUGCGUCUGUAAGGUCGGAUUCGCCGGCAACAACUGCGAAAUAGAUGUUAACGACUGCAAAGACAAUCCCUGUCAAAAUGGUGGCGAGUGUAAAGACAAAGUGAACGGCUUCGAGUGUGUCUGUCCAAAGGGGUACUCGGGAAACCUUUGUGAACUCAACAUAGACGACUGCGCCGGAAAACCGUGCCAAAAUGACGGCGAAUGCAAAGACAAGGUGAACGGUUUCACCUGUAUCUGUCCAAAGGGCUACGCUGGAGACCUUUGCGAGACGAAUGUUGACGACUGCGCCGCAAACCCAUGUGUAAACGAAGGCACAUGUAAGGACAUGGUUGACGGGUACCAGUGCGUCUGUAAGCUGGGAUACGCCGGAAACAACUGCGAAAUAGAUGUAAAUGACUGCGAAGACAAGCCCUGUCAAAAUGGCGGCGAGUGUAAAGACAAAGUGAACGGCUACGAGUGUAUCUGUCCAAAGGGGUACUCCGGUAACGCUUGUGAAGUCAACAUAGACGACUGUGCCGGAAAACCCUGCCAAAAUGGCGCCGAAUGUAGAGACAAGGUGGACGGCUUCGACUGUAUCUGUCCGAAGGGUUACGGUGGAGACCUCUGCGAAACGAAUGUAGAUGACUGCGCAGAAAGCCCAUGUCAAAACGAAGGCACGUGCGAAGACUUGGUGGAUGGGUACCGUUGCACCUGCAAGCUUGGAUAUGGCGGCAAUAACUGUGAAACAAAUAUCAACGACUGCAAGGACAAUCCCUGCCAAAAUGGUGGAGAGUGUCAGGACAAAGUGAACGGCUUCGAGUGUGUCUGUGCUAAGGGAUACUCGGGAAACCUCUGUGAACUCAAUAUCGAUGACUGUGCCGGACAGCCGUGUCACAAUGGCGCUGCCUGCACGGACCUGGUGGACGGUUUCGAGUGCGUCUGUCCCAAGGGUUUCGCCGGAAAGCUCUGCGAAACAAACGUGAAUGACUGCGAGAAGGACCCCUGCCAAAACGGUGCUACUUGUGAGGACCAAGUGAACGGCUUCAAAUGUGUGUGCCUGGAGGGAUGGUCUGGGAACCUGUGUGAACUCAAUGUGGACGACUGUGCGGACAAACCAUGUCAGAACGAAGGCACUUGUGAGGAUCUGGUCAACGGCUUUAAAUGUACCUGUCCGAAGGGUAUCACGGGAGACCUGUGUGAAAGGACGGUCACUAGCUCCGUGGUGUUUCCACCUGUCGCUGAAAAGCAGCCUGCUGAACCUGUUGCCGCUCCGUUGGAGCAGCCUAAACCUGUUGACAGCUCUAGUCAGACCCAGUCCGAGCAGACUCAACAGGUGCAAUCCGAGCAGACUGAGACUCAGCAGCAGGUGCAAUCCGAGCAGACUCAGCAGCAGGUGCAAUCCGAGCAGACUCAGACUCAGCAGCAGGUGCAAUCCGAGCAGACCGAGACUCAGCAGCAGGUGCAAUCCGAGCAGACUCAGCAGGUGCAAUCCGAGCAGACUCAGCAGGUGCAAUCCGAGCAGACUCAGCAGGUGCAAUCCGAGCAGACUCAGCAGGUGCAAUCCGAGCAGACUCAGCAGGUGCAAUCCGAGCAGACUCAGCAGGUGCAAUCCGAGCAGACUGAGACUCAGCAGGUGCAAUCCGAGCAGACUCAGCAGGUGCAAUCCGAGCAGACUCAGCAGGUGCAAUCCGAGCAGACUGAGACUCAGCAGCAGGUGCAAUCCGAGCAGACACAGGUGCAGUCCGAGGAGACUCAGCAGGUGUCCCAACAGGUUUCAAGCUCGACACAAACGUCAACUAAAACUGAACAACUACAGAUCGACUGUAGCCAAUGGAAAACCUGGUACAGCGAUAUCAAGGCCAAGGUCGGUGAUGAGGUGUUCCCGAAGAUCAUGGGUCAAUGUAAACCGGUUGUUUGCAAAGAUGCAGCCUUCAAAGAGACCUAUGCAGACAUGUUCAAAACCAUCGACUGUGCAUCAUAUCUACUCACUAUCUCCAAGACAGAGUCACAAGAACUCAAGCUGGACUGUGCUGAUUGGCAGACGUGGUACGACAAGGUCAAGGCACAGCUGGACGCAGCGACUUUCCAAAACGUCAUGAAGACCUGUCAACCCGUUGUGUGCAAAGACCCAGCAUUCAAGGAAAAGUAUGCAGACGUAUUCAGCACCAUCGAUUGUGCCUCCUUCUUGCUAACACUAUCAAGCAAGACCACGACCAAGACCACAAAGCUGGUAUCCGUUUUGGGUGCGCUGCCCGUGCAAGUCCUGAAGCUGAUUUUCAAGGGUUCGUCGCAGCUAGAUGAGGCCCAUUCCGUGAUCAUGGGGCGUCUGGGAAGCAAAUCGUUCUGGGCUCCGGCAACCAACGACGUCAACCAGUACAUGCAGAUCAACCUGAUGCAGACCACCACACUUGCCGCCAUUGCUCUCCAAGGGUCCGGGGACAGUUUCGUCAAGACUUUCAAGCUUAUGUACAGCGUGGAUGGUGAAACAUGGACUGAAUACAAGGAGAUUCUAACGGGGAGCAAAGAUGGCACCGCGGUGACCACAGUGCAGCUCACUACCCCCAUCACUGCCCGGUACAUCCGGAUCGUUCCGCUGACCUGGGGGCCUGGUGGCAUCGGUCUGAAGACGGAGGUCUAUAUCACAGCUGCUGCUGCUUCCAGCUUCAGCUUUAACGUGCAAAAGAUGAUGACACAGAUAACGCAGACAACAACAACCACCAAGCAAUACGCUGCCAUUCUCGCGGCGAUACCAGCAAAGGCUCUUACCAUCGUGCUGACGGCCUCUUCACAGAUGAAGGAACAUGGCGCCACCAUGGCCCGCCUGGGCAGCAAGUCCUUCUGGGCACCUGAGACAAAUGAUGCAAGCCAGUACCUACAGAUCAACCUCGGCCAGUCCACUCAGAUUGCCGCCCUAGCCCUGCAGGGGUCCGGAGACCGCUAUGUCACCAAAUUCAAGCUGCAGUACAGUGUGGACGGGGAAGAGUGGAAGGACUACACUGGGAAAGAUGGCAAAGUUCUGGUAAUUGACGGCAGUAAGGAUGGUACCGCGGUCGCCACUAUCCAGCUCCCCACGGCCAUCACCGCACAGUAUAUCCGGAUCUUUGCCGUAACAUGGGGGGCGGGAGGCAUCGGGCUCAAGACGGAGGUCUACAUCUCUGGCACUGCUGCUAAAAGCUACAGACCGACUUUCAAAAUAACCCAGACGUCGUCAAAGAGUUCGAGUAUGCAACUGGACUGCACCAAAUGGAGCACUUGGCUCGACAAAGUCAAGGAACAACUCGGUGCCAAAACCUUUGAGAAGGUUAUGAAGACCUGUCGCCCAAAUGUCUGCCAGGACCCCAGCUUCAAAAAGACCAAAGCAGACUUGUUUGCUGCUCUAAACUGCGAGAAGUUCCUGCUGAGCCUAGGAGGAAAAACCACACAACUAGCUCCGGUUCUGGCUGCCAUACCGGCCCAGGCCCUGUCUAUCGUGCUGACGGCCUCGUCAGAGCUGGACGCCGCCCAUGGUGCCACUUCGGGCCGCCUCAGCAGCGAGUCCUUCUGGGCACCAGCUACAAAUGAUAAAAAGCAGUACUUGCAGAUCAACCUCGGCCAGAAGACAGAGAUCGCCGCUCUUGGCCUGCAGGGUGGAGAAGGCCGCUGGGUGGCGUCGUUUAGGAUCCAGUUCAGUGCGGACGGAGAGACCUGGAGCGACUACAAGGCGGGGACGGGUGCUGCGGUGGUUUUGAAAGGAAACAAAGACGCCACGUCCAUGGUGACCCUUAAAGCCCCAAAGUCCUUUAAGACGCAGUAUCUCCGCAUCAUCCCCGUCACCUGGGGCGAAGGAGGCAUCGGUCUGAGGGCGGAGGUUUUCAUCACCGCUGGUGCGGCUAAAAGCUACAGACCAACCUUCAAAAUCACUAAGACCCAGAAGACUGUGACGAAGACUAAGACCUCCUCCAAACAGCUUGACUGUGGUCAAUGGGCUUCCUGGCUAGGCGCUAUGAAGGCCCACCCUCAGUUCGGAAAGAUCAUGCAAGCCUGUGCACCGCAAAUCUGUAAGGACCCUGCCUUCAAAGCCAAGCCCUUGGCUGCAGACUACUGCAAGACCAAACGCGGUGAGGAAGUUGAGCGAGAGUUAGAUACUGAGGGUCUGGCCGUCACUGUGGACGACGUAGAUGAAGAAGAGGAAGACAACCUACAGCGUCUGCGCAGCCUGACGAGCACCCUGCAAAACCUCAUGAAGCGAGUUCAGGGGAUAGCUGACAUGUAGCGCCAUCUGGCGAGUUGAUAAUGAAACGUACAAUUGCUUAAUGGUGGAUUGUUAUUAUUCCACGUAAAAAGCACAAAACUUCUUUUUUGCAUGAUUUGCUUAUCUUAUCGGUGAAUAGCUAGAGUUUAAGCCAUCAAUCGUUCGGAAUAUCAUUUACAAUGUGAGGGACUGUCAUACUACAAAAUUUCUUGCCAUUCUUUGAUGAUUUCUCCAAGGUGCUAUCUCGUACUCGUGGUUAAAGACAGUACUUUCUAGACUUGUAUUCAAUAAAGAGGUGCCUUUUUGCCAUACAGUGAAAUGCGUAUAUAAAAAAUCGCUCAGUUAAACGUACUUUAUCAGAACUAGCAGUUACCGUUAUCUUCGCUAAUAGACCUAUUUCCAGUUACGGAGGCCAUGUUGGAUUUCCUUGGGUCAUGCACCAAAAUGAGGCUGCACUUGGACAAUGUCCUAUGUAGCAUGUAUUGCAGACAUGAGUAUGCCCCAGGAAAGCCAACAUGGCUGCUAUAUCUGGAAAUUGAGAGGUCUAUUAGUCUAAAAUAAGUUUUAUAGUUCGGUGAAAACAAUGUGUCACAGAAGAGAAAACAGCUUGAGUAACGACGAUUUUGUUAUCAUUCGGAAAAUUGAUAAGACAUGGAAUACACAGAGCAAGACCGUACUAAGAUCUGAGGAGAGAGUUGUAAACAGAAAUAGUCGAUAAAACCUUGAUAAAGACUGUGGUACAUAAUAAAUCAGGGGGUCGGGAAAACC